AUGUAUUCGUAUCUAAAUGAAAGCGAUGAUUCCACCACGGUGAACAUCAGUGCUUAUGGGAAAUUCCUCCCAGGAAAGGGAAACCAGCUCCUCACUAUCGGGGCUAAAUAUUUGCGAUUAUUUCGCACCAAUCCUUAUACGCUAAGCCCACCAAGGGAUACGACUGAGGAAUGGCAACAAGGAACGAAGUUGGAAUGCGUUUAUAGUUGUCGAUUUAUGGCUCCCAUUCAGUCGUUCGCUAAGGCGAAGCUUCCCGGGUACACAGCUUCUGACGCUAUGCUGCUGGCCUUCGAGGGUUGCAAUGUGUCCGUUGUCGCCAUUGAUGGAGAGGACAGAGCACUCAGUACCAUUUCCCUGCACAGUUUUUCAUCUGAAUUCAAGCGUGAUGGCUUCACGCACCACUUUCAUGAGCCGAUUGUUAGGGCUGAUCCGGCAAAUAGAUGUGGUGCUGUCAUCGUUUAUGACAGGAUUCUUGGCAUACUGCCUUUCGAUGGCGAUUUCAUAAACAGUUUCUCAAUCCCACUAUCAGAGAUCGAUCAUCGGCUUGAAAAUGUGGUCGAUAUAGUCUUCCUCGAUGGAUAUUAUGAACCUACACUACUAUUCCUUUACGAGCCACAUCAGACAACAGCGGGAAGCUUCAACGUUUUGAUUUCCAACUCAAUAGUUCCCUUUAGAGCAUCAGUGCGGUAUGACACAAUGCACUUGCUGGGAGUAUCAGUAAAUGUUUUUGACGAACAGGUAGCUAUCGUGUGGCAGGUCGGAAGUCUUCCUAUGGAUUGUAAUAGGCUGGUGGCUAUUCCGAAACCGUUAGGAGGUGUUCUUGUGGUUGGAUCGAAUGAGGUGAUCUACCUCAACCAAUCAGUUCCCCCUUGUGGGAUUAGCCUUAAUAGUUGUUACGAUAACUUCACGAAGUUCCCUUUGAAGGAUUUGAAGCACAUGUCGAUGACAUUGGAUGCCGGCGCUGCAGAGUGGAUCGGCGAUAAUCGUAUUGCAUUAGGAACUCUUUCUGGCAGGCUUUUUAUCCUAACAUUGGUCACUGAUUCCUCUGAAACAGUGCGAUCACUUACUAUGGAGCAUGUUUUCGACACAUCAAUCGCUUACUGCAUGUCUCUGUGUGCUCCUGGAUUCUUGUUCAUUGGUUCUCGACUUGGUGAUUCACAACUCUUAGAGUUUUCUGUGGAAAAGAAAGAGAAAGAGAACAUAGUUAUCGAUGAAGAUGAUAUUGAACUUUAUGGGGAACGUAUUAUUGAACAAGUGGCCCCUGUUGUAUCAAAUGUGGAGGAGAAGCUGACGUUUCAUGAAUUAGAUCGUCUGACCAACAUUGGUCCCAUUAAAGCGAUGACAGCAGGCGGAGCUCAUGGAAGCAGUCCGAUCCUGCUUGAACAAGAGCGAUCGGAUCCUCUGUUUGACAUUGUAAAGGCCACUUCAUUCUUCACCAUGUUACCGCGUCAGGCUAUGCUGUCAAUGGCUCGAUUUGUGUGCUUCAGAGAACGGUUCGGCCUGAUAUUAUCACGAGCAUUAAGUUAUCUCUUGGUUGUUCAUUCGCUGUUCAGCCUACAUGAUGCACAGCAACUUUGGGCAGUUGGUCGACGAGAGGAUGAUUCGCAUAAGUACCUUAUUGUUUCCCGAACGCGUUCUUCUCUUAUUCUUGAAUUGGGCGAUGAUAUGGUUGAGUUAGAAGAACCACUUUUUCUGUCAGAUGAGCCGACCGUUGCUGCAGGAGAGCUCGCUGAUGGUGGGCUCGCUGUUCAGGUUACCUCUCUUCGAGUCGCUUUGGUGGCAGAGGAGAAGCAAUUGCAACAAAUAGAUCUCGAUUCUAAUUUCCCAGUUGUGGCUGCCUCUAUUGUUGACCCUUAUGUUGCUCUUCUUACUCAGAAUGGUCGGCUAAUGCUCUUCCAUCUCGUAAUGCAUCCCCAUGUCCACAUAAAGGAAAUAGACAUUUCAACAAGUGCUUUUGCCGAGAAGACUAUUCACCAUCGAGCUCCGCUUACAGCAUUAUCUAUUUAUCGUGAUAUGAGUGGUCUGAUGAUUUUUUCGGAAGGCGCAGAUGAGAGUGCACUGAACGAGAGGAGGUUUUCUAAACCGAAAAAGAAAAUGGCAAGCCGACAUGGUACGUUGGAUUCUGUUGAUAUUGAUCUUUAUGGAGAAGAAGCCGUCUCUCUGUUACCGCCGGUUGUGGAUGAGGAAGAGCUUCUUUACGGUGACGUAGCAACAAACAAGAAAGGUCUCACAUUUGGCCAAAUGAGUAUUUUUUACGUUUUUCAUUGUGACUUGAAUUCAGAUGAUGGUAUUCGUAAGAGAAAACGCAUGGCUGAGAUAACAAGUAUCACAACGGGUGGUGAGGAGUCGGAUGCAAUUGAUCCUAACACAGUGGAACCAACAUAUUGGCUUAUAUUGGCUCGUGAUAGCGGAAAGAUUGUGGUGCAUUCUCUUCCAGAUAUGGCAAUAGUAUACCAGGUACACCUUUUUGUGAUUUAUUGUGCUUCUGAAAAUUUGAAGGAAAGCGUCGGCUAUGAAUACAACAUUUGGUUCGAUAUUUUCUUGAAAUUUGGACUAAUGCCUGAACAGAUAACUGAUCUUAUGCCUGAUGAAGAGGAAAAGGAUAAAAAAGAGCAAGAGGCUCGAGCAGAGCAAUUUGAGAAUUCUUCUACGCAGUUUCGGCCUAACGAACGAAUCGUAGAAGUGCAAAUUGGAUAUUUUACAACAGGCAUGGGUAUAAAUCAAGGACACCCAAUAUUAAUGGCAGUUAUCGAUGACCAAGUUAUUGCAUACGAAAUGUUUAAAUGGAGGAACCCCUUGAAAGAACACCUUGCUAUUGGAUUUCGUCGGCUGCCGAUGACUGUCACUAUUAGAUCUGCUCCAUUUAUGGGGCAUGAUGGAAGGAGAUCCGAGAUGAACGGGGUUGUGCUCUCAGGAGCCUUUCCAUGUUUGGUUUUAGUAGGAGCGUGGGGUGGGCUGCAAUGUCAUCCGCUAACAAUUGAUGGUCCAAUAUCCGCAUUUACUUCAUUCAACAAUCAAAAUGUUCCUAACGGUUUUCUGUACAUAGCCAAGAAUUUGCACGAGUUGCGAAUUGCUCGACUGCAGGUAGAGAACCUUAUGAGUAAAAUCUUGUUCACACUGUAUUUUACGGACUUCGAUUACGAACUGCCUUAUCCUUGUAAGAAAGUACCCGUUGGAGCAACAGUGCACCACGUGCGCUACAUGAUGAAUAGUCAAGUGUAUGCUGUGACAACGUCUGUACCGAUAAAAAGCAAUAAAAUAUGGGUUGUGGUGAAUGAUGACAAGCAGGUCGAAACACAUGAGAAGAACGAGAAUUUUGUACUUCCAUCCAUACCGCAGUACUCCUUAAAUUUAUAUUCUCCAAUGGACUGGCAAGUUGUUCCUAAUACGGAUAUAAAGUUUGAAGAGAUGGAGGUGGUGACAGCUUGUGAAGAAGUCACUCUUCGCUCCGAGUCAACGAUUAGUGGGAUGCAACCGUACCUUGCUGUUGGCACAAUUAAUAACUAUGGAGAAGAGGUGCUUGUUCGGGGUAGGAUUAUACUGGCAGAAAUUAUUGAAGUAGUACCAGAGCCUGGGAAGCCUACAUCUAAACAUAAAAUAAAGGUUGUUUAUGACAAAGAACAAAAAGGUCCUGUCACAGCGCUAACUUCCAUAAAUGGUCUUCUUCUCAGUGGAAUGGCGCAGAAGGUCUUCAUUUGGGGUUUCCGUGACAAUGAUUUGCAAGGGAUUUCAUUUCUCGACAUGCAUUACUACGUGCAUUCUCUGGAGCAGUUCAAAGCCUUAUCUGUUGCAUCGCGAGAUGAUCGUCCUUAUGUGUCAUCUCCAAUGGCUGCACAAUUUCUUGUUGACAACAAUCAUCUGGCGUUUCUAAUGUCUGACGAGGAUGGCAACAUUUGCUUGUUUAACUAUAUGCCGGAAACACAAGAAUCGAACGGUGGAGAACGGCUUGUACUACGGGGAGUCUUAAAUAUUGGGACCAAUGUUAAUUCCUGGCUGAGAGUUAGAGGCCAUACAUCUUUACUAUCUCUAACUCCAUUGGAAGCCAAGACUGCAAUGCAGCAGCAGACGUGUGUCUGGGCGUCAUUGGAUGGUUCUAUAGGGAUUGUUCGACCAAUAUCCGAACGGCAAUUCAGGCGGUUACAUUUUUUGCACCAAUGCAUGAGCAAUUCUGUUGGACAGCUUGCUGGAUUAAAUCCAAAGGGUGCUCGUGGAGGUAAACCAAUUCGCCCAUUGAUUAACUCAGCAAAUAAUAAGAACAUGGUUGAUGGUGAAUUGGUGGAGCAGUUUAUGCAUCUAUCAACAACUCGAAAACAGGACUUGGCUAGAAGUCUUGGCGCAAGCCGGUAA
Messenger RNA from Angiostrongylus costaricensis, 4347 nucleotides. The record is from the annotation of a GenBank genome assembly. Lineage: Eukaryota; Metazoa; Nematoda; Chromadorea; Rhabditida; Metastrongylidae.